AUGGCCUUAGCAAAUUCUUUACCUCUGGGAAUUCCAACAAGUUCUACGGAAAAUGUGGUUAUUCACAACUCUAAUUCUCCUGUUUUUGAUGCGACUACGAGUUUGGUUACUCCAAUCACAAAGAAUGCGGCCACCACAACUAUUACCAGAACUUCUGACACACUCACUUCAAAUACUCCAUCCCCAAAGGGAUUAAUAUCGGCAGAUGUCAAACCUAAAAAGAAAACUAGUACAAAACAACCAGCACCUAUUUCUGAUAUUUCCAAAAAUAUCCCUGUUACUGGUGAAAAACCCAGACCAAAAAAGGAUUCUCCACCAAUGGAGGAUGACGUGUUGUAUCAAGUGUUUGUUAUUUUACAUGAUUAUGACUUUGAAGAAAAGGGCAUGACCGUUAAACAAAUGUGCGAUCAUUUAUCAGAAAGACACCCUGCAAUGUCUCAAUUAUCUACCAAAUUGUCAAAUCUAAUAUCAGCUAAAUUAAACGCCUACGUGAAAAAAGAAGAAAAGGGGGAAAAGACAUUGUUUUAUGCAUUAUCCAGAGAAUGGGCAGAUACUUCUCCAAGAAGAAUGGUUUACAUUUAUCGUGGUAUUUUAGCUCCAGAUUACCAAAAACACGCACGUGCAUUAUCAAAGAAGUUUCAAGAGGAACAACUCCAAUUACAAUUACAACAACAGCAGCAGCAACAAAGCGCAGAGCAAGGUAACUCUAACAGUUUUACUGGUAAAAAUUUUAGUGAUACCGGCAGCAAAAAGGGUAAUGAAAACAAGAAAAAUAAAUCAGCUACUAAGAAUGCUAAUACCAAAGACAUCACUAAUGCUGAAGGAAUUGUAGAUUCAAAACCUGCUAAAAAUAGUGACGAUGAAAAUGAUACCACUUCUAUGUCCUCUGUUAAAAAACAAUCCACAAAGACUAAAAACAGUAACAGUAUAAUUAGGCAAGCCAAAAGGGAAAUGGCUUCUCAACCAGCCUCAAGCCUAGAAAAUGGCUUAUCGUUGGCCGCUCAAUCUACCUUGGUCGAUUCUAAAAAUUCUGGCAAGUUUGUGCGUUCUUUGAGCGUUACUGAAUCUAAAGAUCUGUAUCCACUGGUCGGCGCUAAAAGUAGUAGUUUUUCUUUGCCUAAUGGCGUUAGUAGAUUUAGUCUCGGAAUUGGUAACAAGUUUUCCAACUUGCCGUUAGAUUCGUUUAAUAUCCCACACGCUCUGAUUGACGAUGAUGAUGAUAAUGCUGAUAAUGUUGAUGGAUAUAACGUUAUUAAGAGUGAUAAGAAAACUGUAGAUGGUAGUAAUGAUAAAAAUACUAGCAGUGUUUUAGAGGACGGUGAAGGAGAUAAUAAUGAUGAAUUUGAUUACAUGGAUGGUGUCUUAGGUGAUAAAAGAUCCUCUAUUAAUCAAUUAACUGAUAAAUCAAGUUUGAAAUCUGUUAAAUUAUUAGGCAAAACUUCAUCAGCAAUUUGUGCAAGAUCUGAUAAUAGUAGCCCAGGAAAAUACGUUACUGCUGCUGCGGCAGCUCCAAGAUUGACAAGAGGGGGCUUAACUUAUUAUAAUAUUAAUAUGAAUAAUAACAAUGGUAAUAUAAGCGGCAACAGUGCAAUUAAUUCACCAAAAAUUGCGGCUACUAUUGCAGCUAUUCAGAAAGCAGUUGUCUCGCAAAGUCCUGUUGUUACAACAGAGAAUUCUUUCACUAUUUCACGUUUAAACAUUCACAAGAACAGCGAAAAAGAUAAGGUUCCUACUACUUUCCCCCGCUCUCCUUCUACCUCCAAUAAUACUGAUGUUUUUAACUCUGCUUCGGCCUCCACUACUUCUACUUCUAAUGGUUCCCUUACGGGAUUUAACUCGUUUUCUUCAAAAGCAACUACUCCAGAUCCUGUUUGUUCCAAAUGGUUGCAGAUUGUAAGAGAUGGGUUUUUAAAUGAAGAUAUUAUUCAACCUGAAAACGUUUCACUGGAUGAAUUAGAUGAUUUAUUUGACUAG
Molecule: messenger RNA, 1974 nt
Organism: Saccharomycodes ludwigii
Lineage: Eukaryota; Fungi; Ascomycota; Saccharomycetes; Saccharomycodales; Saccharomycodaceae
Gene: GDS1
Product: Gds1p
Exons: 1
Coding region: 1-1974 (657 amino acids)
Source: RefSeq, a predicted model, not a curated record